Ornithodoros turicata is the source of this 2302-nucleotide messenger RNA. Its product is annotated as sorting nexin-7-like. Gene Ontology annotation, cellular component: phagophore assembly site; early endosome. The record is from RefSeq and is a predicted model, not a curated record. Lineage: Eukaryota; Metazoa; Arthropoda; Arachnida; Ixodida; Argasidae. Bases 132 to 1511 code for a protein of 459 amino acids. The transcript is spliced from 11 exons. Gene Ontology annotation, molecular function: phosphatidylinositol binding. Gene Ontology annotation, biological process: endocytic recycling; autophagy of mitochondrion; protein transport.
CGGCUGCGUCUGCUUUGCGGUAUGGCACACAUGGCAGCUUAGUAGGUCGAGUUCUUGAAAGCGAAACCAUCGAAGUAGUCUCGAAUAUAUAAGCUGUGUCGUCAUUCCGACCAUCGUACAAAAAGGGAAACAUGGAAAUCCCAACGCCAUCGGACGAAGCUAGCAAAACGAGUGGAAUUGAGAGCGUCCGCACUUCGAACGAUGUCCUUUCAUUACAAGACUCGGAACAAACCGAUGUCACAGAUUUCCCGACCCCGUCUGAAGGCAGUGUAAUCACGCCGGAUGCUUCAAUGAUCAAUUUCUUCCACUUCGAAGACGAUUUUGGUGACGAACUCGACACCCGAGACCUAGUCGUUCGGGUAGACAACCCCGAAAAGCACUCCAGCACGCUUGACUCUUACGUCACCUUUAGGAUUACUACAAAAACGACGAGGAGCGACUUUGAUGGACACGAGUACAGCGUUAGGAGAAGAUACAACGAUUUCUUUUGGUUGAAACAAAAACUGGAACAGGCUCAUCCAAGUUGUAUUAUUCCCCCCCUUCCAGAGAAGUACGCACUUCAGCAGCUGCAGCGGUUCACACAGGAGUUUUUGCGGUCGCGCAUGAUCGGGUUGCACCAGUUCCUGAACCGGGUGGUUGAACAUAAGGUGCUCUCAAAGGACGAAAACCUCAAGGUUUUCCUCACAUCUAAACCUUACGAAUUUGUGGCGCACCGCAAGAAAGACAGUGUGGGCCUGGUUGGCCGUGUGUCGGACACUAUCCAGAGCCUGGCCACGCCUUACCUGCUGCGCUCGCAGCCUCCUCCGGAAGAGUUCCAAGCGGCUUCUCAAUAUGCGACGUUGCUGGGCGAUAAACUGGCCUGCACGGAGAGGAUUGCACAGCGCAUCUCGAAAGAAGAACAAGAGCACGUGCUGGAGUUGAACGAGCUUCAAGCAGCUUUCACACUAUGGGGAGCUUCGGAGAGUGAACUCGGGCCUGGACUGUGCGCACUUGCAACAGCUCUCGAUAAGUGUGCGUCAGCUCAGCAGGAAGUGACUGAUCUGUUUCAAACAAAACAGGCUCCUAUACUACACGAACAGUUGUUGCAGGUUGAGUCAGUAAAGGAAGCCCUAAAAAGGAGAGACUCUGCUCAAACAGAAUACGAGCUGACCGCCGAUGCCCUGAGUAAGAGGAAACAGGAGAGGCAGCAGUUGGAGACGUCGGGUCCAGGAUUCUCCAUUAAUGUCCUGCUCGGCAAAAGUGCAGAGAGCACCAAGAAAGAUCGUGAACAGAGGUUGGAUGAUGUCAUAGAGCAGCUCACACGAAGCGUCGAAGAAAGUCACCUGGUCCAUCAGAACAUGAACGUGGAGCUCAAAGAAGAGAUGGAAGAAUGGAACACAUCACGACAGAAGGACAUCAGACAGGUGUUCCUCGGUAUGGCUGAUCAACGUAUAAACUAUUAUCAAAGGUGUUUAUCGGCGUGGGAAGCCGCCCUGUCCGAACUAAGAACCAAAGGCUCAUCAACCACAUAGAACUGUUAUGUGCCAAUGGAAGCUAAUUGCGGAAGGAACUCUCCAGUCAGUGGCCAAGGACAAACAUUUGCUAUUGACUCUCUCUUACAAUGUGCAUCCCAUCCUGCACAAUUUACAGUUAUAUUGAACCCCCACAUUUUACAAUUUAGCCGGUGUUACAGGGGAAAUGUAUCAUACGUGUUACUUUUUGUUUGGUGCUGUCAGAUUAUUGUUGCGUUGAAAUUGUGUUGUGUUGAAAAAAGCUUUUAACUGCCAGUGCUUCAAAAAGCUCUACUACCACUUCUGAAGUUUGUCCAAAUUGGUUCCUAGAGGUAACAUACCCCCCUUUUGGGGGGGGAUUUCCAACAUUUGAAAGAUUUUGGCAGCUGAAAUGUUGCAAGAGUGCUUUUUAUAGCGAAUCAAACCAAUAAAAUCACUGCUCAAGCAAUUAGGAAGGGGAUAACAUUUUAAAAUACGUUUGUCACACUGCACUUCUGAAGGAUUUUUUGUUUUCUCUGCACUGUGAUCACAUUCCAGUUUUGGUGAUGGAGUUAAUUUUUAUGAUACAUAUUCAGUUGCGUUCGGAUAUAUUUAUUUCGAGGAUGCCGACAAUUUAAUCCGGAAGUUCCGGUGGACUACAAGAGGUGGUUGAUAUUAUGUUAGUUUUCUUUUAACUAUACUUUGCACCAGCGUGUGUUCGAGCGAAUGAUAAGCGAGAUAACUAUGUACAGUGUCAGUACGGUUCCAGGAUAGCCACGAUGUUGUCAUGCUAUGUUGUAUGUGCGAUUAAAAGGAUGUAUGUGUGUGUGUGU